AUGGGGGGGAAGCCGCCCCUGGGGCACCGUGCCCUGCUCAGCAAAGGGAAGGAGGAUGAGAAGGAGAUGUUCGGCUACAGGACGCGCGGCUUCCGCAGGGCCCUGUGCGCCGCGGGGCACGUCCUGUCGUGCGGGGCCCUCCUGCUGCUCUUCCACUGGAAGCCGGAGUGGGCCGUGUGGGCCAGCUGCGAGCCGUGCGACCUGGCGGAGGCGGACGUCGUCUUGCUGCGAGCGACCGACGAGUUUCGCAGGCACAGCAGGAAGAAGGUGGCCCGGCUGGACCUGUCGCAAGUCUUGGACGGCCAGAAGCUGGACCUCGCCCCCAGCGCAGAGCGGGGCUCCGUCAUCAGCAAAGCCAUCGUGAAGCCUCAGAUGAAAGUGAGAUACAUCCAGGUGCAAAAGAUUCGCUAUGUCUGGGACCACUCAGAAAAGCAGUUCGUCAGAGUUGGGUCACUGGAAGACAGCAGCACUUGCUCUGAAAUACACCGCAGAUUCGGAGAUGGGCUGACGGAGAAGGAGAAGGAGCUCAGGAAGCUCGUGUGCGGCCCCAACACCAUCGAGAUCGAGAUCCGCCCAGUCUGGAAGCUGCUUUUCAAAGAGAUCCUGAAUCCUUUCUACGUGUUCCAAGCCUUCACCUUGACGCUGUGGCUCGUCCAGGGAUACAUCGAGUACUCCAUCGCCAUUAUCAUCCUGUCCAUCCUCUCCAUUGCCCUCACGGUGUACGACCUGCGACAGCAAUCCGUCAAGCUGCACAACCUGGUGCAGGAGCACAACCGGGUCCAAGUCACAGUCUGGACCAAGGACAAAGGUGGCUCCAAGUCGGAGUCGUGUCACUUAGUGCCAGGGGACGUCCUCCUCCUGGAGAGCCAGAAGCUGUCUCUGCCCUGCGACGCCAUCCUCCUGGAGGGGAGCUGUGUGGUCAAUGAGAGCAUGCUGACAGGCGAGAGUGUCCCGGUGGUGAAGACGGCCCUGGCCAGCGCCGACAGCUCCGUGCCCUGGCAGCAGCACGGCAUGGAGGAUUACCGGCGACACGUCCUCUUCUGCGGCACGGAGGUCAUCCAGACCAGGCGGGCGGGCAAAGGGCCGGCGAGAGCGGUGGUGCUGCAGACCGGAUUCAGCACCGCCAAGGGAGACCUGGUCAGGUCCAUCCUGUACCCGAAGCCGAUGAACUUCCGGCUGUACCGGGAGGCCUUCUGGUUCAUCGUGUGCCUGGCCGUGAUCGGCGUCCUGGGGCUCGUGUACGCCGUGUGCGUGUACAGCAGCCACAAGCAACCGGCGAGCAGCACCGUGGCCAUGGCCCUUCUGCUGCUGACCGUGGCCGUCCCGCCGGCCAUCCCCGCCGCUCUGACCACGGGCAUCGUCUGCGCCCAGAGGCGCCUCACGAGGAAGCGCAUCUUCUGCGUCAGCCCGCAGCGGAUCAACGUGUGCGGCCAGAUCAACCUGGUGUGCUUCGACAAGACCGGCACCCUGACAGAGGACGGCCUGGAUCUCUGGGGGGUCACCCCUUGCCAAAAAGGGAGCUUCGGGGGCGUUCUCCGCUUCCCCGGCAGCCCGCUGCCCUGGGGGCCGCUCUGCAGAGCCAUGGCGACCUGCCACUCCCUCUUCCUCUUGGACGGGAAGAUUCAGGGCGAUCCCCUGGACCUGAAGAUGUUCGAGGGCACCAAGUGGGAGCUCGAGGAGUCCGGUCCAGCGGAGGAUGCAGCCGGCCUGCUGGAGAGCCACAUCGUCGUCAAGCCCGGGCCAGACGCUUCCCAGGCCCCCGUGGAAGGAAUCGCGAUCCUGCGCCAGUUCCCCUUUUCCUCCUCUCUGCUGCGCAUGUCCGUCGUCACACAGGACCUGGGGAAGGACGUCUUCGACCUCUACAUGAAAGGAGCCCCAGAGGUGGUGGCCAACCUGUGUGAACCAGCGACAGUGCCAGCCAACUUCCAAACGGAGCUUGAAUACUUCACGUCGCAAGGCUUCCGAGUCCUUGCCCUGGCACACAAGGAGCUCGCCGUGAGCGGAGGUGUCGGCCUGGGUGACGUGGACAGGGAGAGCCUGGAGGCCGGCCUGACCUUCCUGGGCCUCUUGGUCAUGGAGAAUCGGCUGAAGAGCGAGACCGUGCCCGUCCUGGAGGAGCUCAGCGAUGCCCGCAUCCGGAGCGUGAUGGUCACAGGUGACAAUCUUCAGACGGCCAUCGCGGUUGCCAGGAACUCCGGCAUGAUCUGCAGCGGCAGCCGAAUCAUCCAGGUGGAGGCCUGUGAGCCGGAGAAGCCCAGCCCCGCCUCCAUUACCUGGCAGCUGGUGGAGGAGCUGCAUCCGGGCACGGCGGGGAGCCAGCCUUCCUGCUUUCUGCAGAGCCGCAUCCCCGUGGAGCUGGAGCCCGCGAGCGCCUUCCAUUUCGCCCUGAGCGGGAGAUCCUAUCAGGUCCUCGUGAAGCACUUCCGCGACCUUCUGCCAAAGGUCCUCAUGAACGGAACGGUGUUUGCGAGGAUGGCUCCGGCACAGAAGUCCAGCCUCGUGGAGGAAUUUCAGAAACUGGACUACUACGUCGGGAUGUGUGGCGACGGGGCCAACGACUGCGGGGCUCUGAAGGCGGCCCACGCGGGGAUCUCCCUGUCCGAGCAGGAGGCCUCGGUGGCCUCCCCCUUCACCUCCCAGACCCCCAACAUCCAGUGCGUUCCGGAACUGAUCAGGGAAGGGCGCGCCUCCCUCGUGGCUUCCUUCGCGGUGUUCAAGUACCUGACCCUGUAUGGCAUGGUCCAGUUCAUUGGCACGGCUCUCCUCUACUGGCAAAUGCAGAUCUUUGGGAAUUUCCAGUACCUCCUGCAGGACGUCUGCAUCACCCUGGUGGUGUGUCUGACCAUGAGCCUGACCGCCGCCUACCCCCGCCUGGCCCCCUACCGGCCCCCCGGGAGGCUCCUCUCGCCCCCGCUGCUGCUCUCCGUCACCCUCAACGUCGGCUUCGCCCUCGUCGUCCAGGUCUUCGCCUUCCUGUACGUGAAGCAGCAGCCCUGGUACGCGAAGCUGCGCUCCCACAGGUGA
Molecule: messenger RNA, 3024 nt
Organism: Varanus komodoensis (Komodo dragon)
Lineage: Eukaryota; Metazoa; Chordata; Lepidosauria; Squamata; Varanidae
Product: probable cation-transporting ATPase 13A5
Exons: 26
Coding region: 1-3024 (1007 amino acids)
Biological process (GO): intracellular calcium ion homeostasis; polyamine transmembrane transport
Cellular component (GO): late endosome membrane
Molecular function (GO): P-type transmembrane transporter activity; ATP hydrolysis activity; ATP binding
Source: RefSeq, a predicted model, not a curated record